This is a messenger RNA of Monopterus albus (swamp eel), 2972 nucleotides long. It is a transcript of the gene tceanc, whose product is annotated as transcription elongation factor A N-terminal and central domain containing. Gene Ontology annotation, biological process: DNA-templated transcription. The transcript is spliced from 2 exons. NCBI's taxonomy places the organism in Eukaryota, Metazoa, Chordata, Actinopteri, Synbranchiformes, Synbranchidae. Gene Ontology annotation, cellular component: nucleus. Bases 93 to 1106 code for a protein of 337 amino acids. The record is from RefSeq and is a predicted model, not a curated record.
GCUUUGGGAGACGUGUUCAACAUGGCUGCUCCCAUGUAGACGUGUUGCUGUUUGUGUGUAGAAGCUGCAAACCAUGAGAGAAUUCAGCAACCAUGGAUACAAAAGAAAUAGUCCACUGUGCUCUGCAGAUAGAGAAACUCACAGCAAACAGAAGCUAUGGCGACAUCUCCACCCUCCUCUGUGACCUCGAGAAGUCGCACAUCACAACAGAGCAGCUGGAAAUGACAGAUAUUGUCAAAGUUCUCUACAGGCUCGUGAAAACCUGCUCUGAUAAUGGAAUGAAGAAGACAGCCAAGAGCUUGUUGUCCAAGUGGAAGAGACAAUACAGCAAAGGUACACUAGGUGUGAAAUGCACCGAAGAGAGCAAGGGUCCUGAGAGCUCUUUCAGGAUCUCUCCACAACGGGAGACUGGGGAUGGAGGAAUUUUCCAGCAGGGGGUUUCACACUCUGACAGUAGGCUGGAGAAUAUGAAGGCCGCUGUAGAAGCUGAAGCAUCAUCCUUAGUGGAAAAAGAUGGCCUCCACGCUCUGACUUCCACUGCAGAGAGCACAGCUGUGUCUUUUGAUUUCCCAUCUGUAAGAGCCAAAUGUGUUCAGCUCCUCCUUGCUGCCCUCUGCCCUGAAACCUCUGAUCAGGGCAAGGCUGCAGAGCUGGCUGGAGAUAUCGAGCAGCACAUCCAUGAGCUCCACACGUCCAGUCAAGUCAAAUACAAAGCUUGUGUAAGGAGCAAGGUGGCCAACUUAAGGAAUCCUAAAAAUGGUCACCUUCGUCAGGGCCUCCUGAGCGGCUCUCUGUUGCCUGAGGCCUUUGCUGGGAUGUCAGCAGAGGAGAUGGCCAAUGCAGAGCUGCGGCAGCUGAGGGAACAGUAUUCAUCCCGGGGUGUGAGCGAGAGGCAGCUUCCUCAAAGGAUAGAAGGGACACAGACGCAGAAGAUUCGCUGCAAGAAAUGUGGAGGGUCAGACUGUAGGGUGACUCAGGUGUCCAGGGGGGCACUUUUCUUGCCUGCGUGGGUGAGGCGAGGCGGCCCUGAUGAGGACGCAAUGACUUUUGUGACCUGCAUCGGGUGUGGGCAGCAGUGGUACCACAGCAACUGGGUCUGCCUCUAAGUCCAAGUCUGUGUAGGGCUGAAGCUAAGGCUUACUUUAAUUACUGAUUGACUUGUUCAACUAAUUGUCUCAGACCUAAAAAUAUUUAGUCCACUAUUAUGGAAACCUGUAAAAACCUAGAGAAUAUUCUGCUCUGAUGAGCUGAUAUCAGUGACUUUUUACAUUUUGAACCGUCACUGUUGCUGCUUCAUUUUUUUGGAGCUUGAGAAAACAAGUUGGGAACAUUGUGCUGCUUUUCUUAUUUCUCAAAAAGAAGCUCAAUUUUAACCCAAACCUUCUGACAGUGGGUGGAAAAUGGAAACAAGAGACUUUCUUACAGCCUAUUAAAUAUUUUCUUCAGUACAGAAAGGGAGGAGUGAUGGAAUGCAGAAUGGAAACAAGAGACAGAACAUUCAUGCAGUGCAUGUUUGUGGUUGAAACAGGAAUCCUGAAGGAUUCAUCCUUUACUUUGCAUGGCAGAAUCUUCCAGCUCCAGGCACAAAAGCCAAGCCACUGCAUAUUGCAGCUGCAGACUGAAAGGGAAGUGGCUCUUAUCAUUUUCUUCCCACUGAAUCAUUUCCGGUCUCCUUUGCUUUCUCUAAUUGUCAAUCGGUUCAUCACUCCUUACAAUAGCUCAUUUAGCUGCUUCUCUCUUGAGCAUUUUCUGCCUAUAGAGAACUGCUGAAAAGCCACUAAUACCUUGACCUUUGCCCUCACUAUUGCAUUACUUUCCUGAUCCUUAGGGAAAUGUCUGUCCUGUUGCACCACUUGUAGGUCAUUCUGAGUACAGGUUCUAGGUGAAUUCCUAAGAAAAGGAUGACAACAUACCCUGAGCCUCCUACAAUAUCCCACUCAUUUGAAGCAAACUGGAGCCAGUAGACGACACAUGUGACUUGUGUGAGUGAGUAUGUGACUUAGGAAUCUGGCCUCCUGACCUGCCUCAGUGCUGGUUCCUCUUCCUCUGUGAAGCCUGCCAAUGUGGCGCAAUGGCCCAUUUACAUGUAUUGGUGACGUCACAUCCACUCAAGCUCAGAAAGCUGUUAAAGUCAAAGGUUUUGUGUAAAGCUGUGUUGCUUUUUAAAUUAGGGUUGUCUGAAGACAAAAGCCCCUAUAAUGAAAAGGCAGAGUCAGAGUUGGUCCUGCAGUACCUCAGAUACAGUAGAAGUGGACGUAUUGUGUCUCAACUCUCUGGGAUUGAUCUCCUCAGCUUUUGGUCAUACUGAAUGAUUUCAUCCUUUCAGUCAUGGUGGUGUGUCAAAUCAGUGCUCUGCAUCCAUUUCUGUUUUCUCUCCCUCACUCCAACUCAGAUAGAAACAGAGCACCCAGCAGAUGAAGGUGUGGAGCUGCCAUAAAUCUGAUACUUAGUUUCAAAGUAAAACACUAGUUUGUGCUCUGAUGAUGAAUUGUAACCCACUGCAACAGGCCUGCAAACCUGCACCGAUGCAUCUAUAUAAUCCUGUGUUACUGCAGCGGAUAUUGUUAUAAAUGGAGGGCUGUCAGUCGCUUGGGUGCAGCAGGUUGUCAGGUUAUGUGCAGCAGGUUGUCAGGUUAUGUGCAGCAGGUUGUCAGGUUAUGUGCCCAGUGGUUCCCAGCAUUCUGGCUUGUGACCCCUAACAAAUCGAUGUUUCCUUGAGACCCUUCAUCAGAAGUUAUGGCCUUAAAGUUCUUUAUUUGAAACUUUUACAGUGUGAAAUGAUGAAACAAUGUAUUUCACAAGAAAAAAAAUCAUGAGGCGCGUGAGGAGAGGAGGCGCGUGACAGGAGGAGGCGCGAUGCUCCCAGGUCAUAUGAGCGUCACCGGAGCAGCGGGGACAUCGGAGUCGAUAUGCGGCUAAGUUGUGCUGUGAACCGCACGAAUGUAACCGCUGGCACCGGGUUGUGACCGUUC